This is a messenger RNA of Miscanthus lutarioriparius, 411 nucleotides long. The record is from the annotation of a GenBank genome assembly. Lineage: Eukaryota; Viridiplantae; Streptophyta; Magnoliopsida; Poales; Poaceae.
AUGAGACGACCUCACGCCGCCGCCGCUACCGCUCUCGCUGUCCUCCUCCUCCUGUGCCUGGCCGUCGCGUUGAUCCACGGCAACGGCCUGGCGAGGAGGAGGCCAACGACAACGAGGUGGCCCGCCGUCCCGAGGAAGAUGCUGCUCGCCAUGACGAGCUUCGACGCUGCUGCUUUGCCCUCGUCAACUGGUCACCACCACCACCAUCACCACCAUCUUCACCACCACCACCAUCUUCACCACCACCACCAUCUUCACCACCACCACUACAACGCCGACCGGCGAUGGAACCGGCACGGGGUUAUUCCACUUCCACCGUCAGCGGCUGGCGAGGGUGACGAGGCGAUCGAUCCGCGGUACGGGGUGCAGAAGAGGCUGGUGCCUUCAGGCCCGAACCCCUUGCAUCACUGA